AUGGAGACGCAUGAAGACAAGGCAGAAUCUAAGGUGGCAGAAACAUGCACAGAAGGAAAUCAUGAACAGGUCAUUGAGGCUGAUCCAUAUGCCACGCGACAUGGUGUUUAUGAGUCCAGGCCUCGCAGCGUGACCAUCAGAUUACGUGACCAGAAAUACCGAAUACUAGAGGGAGACACUCUUCCAGUGGGGACUGCCCUCGCCGGAAAUCAGACUGUGGUCUCAAAGAAUGGCACGUUUGCAUUUGGAUUUUUCAAUGCCAACGGUACCAAUAAUUGGUAUGUGGGCAUCUGGUAUGCCAGAGUAUCGGAGAAGACUAUUGUUUUGGUGGCUAACCGGGAAAAUCCUGUGAGAAACAUGCCCGGCCUUUUAAAUUUAUCUAGAGAUGGUUAUCUUCGACUGUUUGAUUUACAAGGCCGAUCAAUUUGGUCAUCCGACAACAGCUUGAAGGCGUCCCAGGCAUCACUGUUGGAAUCAGGUAAUUUGGUUAUGUUAGGAGCACGGGCGGGCAAUUCUUCUGAAAUCGUUUGGGAAAGUUUCCAACAUCCGGUAGAUACAUGGCUACCAGGGAUGAAGAUGUGGAAAGGAAUGAAACUCACUUCUUGGAAGAGUUCUGCUGAUCCGGCACCUGGUCCUUUCUCUUUCCAAAUGGAUCCUUCACCAGGAAAGACUCAAUUCUUGCUGCUCUCCCACAACACUGUUCCGUACUGGUCUACCGGAGAGUGGAAUGGACAGUAUUUCGCUAAUAUGCCAGGAUUUGCCAGGGCGGAGUCUGGUGUUAAAAUGGAGUUCAUAACACUUUCUCCCUCAAGAAUGUACAGCAAGUAUACAACCCCUAGUAUGGCAAUGGGACAUGAAAUUUUGAUAAAUAAUGGUGAAUUAUGGGGGUACUAUAUGAUGCGAAAUGGUUUGUGGAGAAUCCAUUUCGCACCCAGGGAUCAAUGCAAUGUUUAUGGUGUGUGUGGGGCUAAUACAGCAUGCAAUGGAUAUUCAACGUUCAGUUCCUCUGCCUAUGCAACAGGCAACACCAGUGAUACGUGCACAUGUUUGCAGGGGUUCAGGCCCAAAAAUAGACGUGCUUUGGAUUCUCAGGAGUGGUGGUCAAGUGGUUGCGUUCGCCGAAGUCCAUUGCAAUGCUCUGUCACAAAUUCUACCGAUGGUUUUUUGCAAGUGAAGGACAAGCAUUUAGCCGACGAUGAAGCGGUUCCAUAUAGCAAGGAGCAAACCUUGCAUGGAUGCCAGCUUGCAUGCCUCAACAACUGCUCUUGCAUGACCUUUUUGCUCACUACGUCCUCUCCUCCUCUGUGUCAAUUGUGGUUUGGCGAUUUGAUGAAUGUGCGCAAUUCGUCCGGUGGUCAGUCGUUCUAUCUCCGCUUGGCUGCUUCUGAAUUACGAGAUUCGACAUCCAAGCAAAGAAAUAGAUCCUCUGGCCUUUGA
Molecule: messenger RNA, 1437 nt
Organism: Cryptomeria japonica (Japanese cedar)
Lineage: Eukaryota; Viridiplantae; Streptophyta; Pinopsida; Cupressales; Cupressaceae
Product: G-type lectin S-receptor-like serine/threonine-protein kinase At4g27290
Exons: 3
Coding region: 1-1437 (478 amino acids)
Biological process (GO): recognition of pollen
Source: RefSeq, a predicted model, not a curated record